Molecule: messenger RNA, 2276 nt
Organism: Acanthaster planci (crown-of-thorns starfish)
Lineage: Eukaryota; Metazoa; Echinodermata; Asteroidea; Valvatida; Acanthasteridae
Product: endoplasmic reticulum chaperone BiP-like
Molecular function (GO): ATP binding; ATP-dependent protein folding chaperone
Source: RefSeq, a predicted model, not a curated record
CCUGUGAGCCAAGUUUAUGUACACGUGUUACACGUUGUUGUGUUGGCCUAGUGGAAUCACGACCCCGCCGGGACUGAAAUCGAAUGCAAUGAUGAAAUCCUGUCGAUGUCCUUUGAAUCAUACCAGGUGACAACUGACACCAAUAAGAUGUGGCCAAGUGGCUCAGACAUUUCGUCAUAACUUGUGUGAGUGCUAUGACUGCAGGCACCACUGCUGUGCUGCUUAUAAUAAGCAUCUGUGCGGUAUCCAGAGCAUCAUCAGUGGUCUCUAUGGAAACAGAUUGGAGUACCUCCUUGGUGCCUGAAUCCUUUAAGGAGAGCGACAUACCAGGCGUGCCAGAUGCAGAGCCUGAUGAUGCGCAGGAGGAGCCCCAAAUUGGGAUCUAUCUGGGUUACACUCACUCCAGUGUGGCUGUGCACCAGAAUGGUACAGUCCUAGUGCUUCGAGAUGAGCUAGGAAACAAGAUGGUCCCAUCGUGUGUCGCAUUCACAGAGGGAGGGGAUGUCUUGGUGGGUGAAUCGGCUCGGCGAUAUCAGAUUGAUCAACCAGAGAGCACAAUGUAUCAAGCAAAGAGGCUCAUUGGCCGAACCUGGGAUGACCCAGAGGUCAAGAAAUUCAUGGAGAGAUUUCCCAUCAAGGUGGUUGAGAAGGAGAAACUUCCAUACUUUGAAGUAAAAGUUGGAGAAAACAAAAGGAUAAUUUCCCCCCAGGAGGUUACCUCAAUGAUAAUAUCAAAGUUGAGGAGCAUGGCUGAAGAUUUCCUUGGCACAGACAUCACAGAGGCUGUGAUAGGAGUACCAAGCUACUUCAAUGACCAGCAACGUCAGGCCACCAAGGAAGCUGGUACUGCAGCGGGAAUUGAUGUCAAGAGACUAAUCCCUGAAUCGACCUCUGCCGCAGUUGCGUAUGGUUUGGAUCGCAUGGAGACGCAUAGAGAUGAGGUUUAUGUCCUUGUCUAUGACCUUGGCACUACCACAUUGGAUGUAUCGCUCUCAGUGAUUGAGACUGGCGUAUUUGAGAUAAUGGCCGCUGCUCAUGACCAUGAUUUGGGUGGACGUGACAUCAACCAGCCUGUUAUGGACUACCUCCUGGACCAGUUCCAAGAGACAAUGGGCAAAGUCCUCAGCGCAGACAGUGCUGCCAUGCACCGGCUUCGUCAGGAAGUAGAGCUGUCUGCGUUAGCCUUGACGGCCAACCCUCAUGCUUACAUCGAGAUUGAAUCAUUUUACGAAGGCCAGGACUUCUCACAGAUCCUCAUAAAGGAUAAAUAUGAGGAAUUGACCAUGGAGAAGUUGCGUUUGUGGUCACAGCAUCUUGUGAAGCAAGUCUUGGCCGAUUAUCACCUUCCGAUGCCCCAAGUCAAUGUUGUCCUUGCUGGCAAUGCACUACUCUUGCGACGUAUGCAACCAUUUUUGCAAGAGAUGUUUGACAGUACAGAGUUGACUGUCAGAGCGGACUUGGAAGACGCCUUUGUCUCUGGCCUCGCUGAGAUAGCUCAUUCUUCAGCAAAAGAAGGUGACACACUGUGCCGUUGUUCAUGGGCUCCGCAAUCUGUGGGCAUCGAGACCGCUGGGGGUGCCAUGCAUGUACUCCUUGCUAAAGACGCCUUCCUAUACCAAGAAGUUUCAGAUAUGUUCACAACCGCGAUGGACAACCAGUCAACUGUUACAAUCAAGAUUUAUGAAGGUGACCGACCAGUUGCAAAGGACAAUUUUUUCUUGGGUUCCUUUGACCUCAGUGGUCUGCAGCCGGCACCAUGCGGCGUACCGAGCAUUAACAUCUCACUUUUGAUGGACGUCAACGGCAGAGUCCACGUAAUGGCUAAGGAAUUACAUUCUGGGAGGGUAGUCAGUUUCCCCAGCGACGACGAUGCAAGGUUAUCAUGUGACUACCGUCACACUGAUGAUGAUUCCAAAGCAGCUACCCAAGAGGAUAAGCUAGUGAAAGAGCGACUGCAAUCCUUGAACUCUUUGCAAAGCUAUGCUUACACCGUGAAUAGAAAGUUAAGGGGUCAUGAGAAAGAUCUUUGGAAAACUCUGACAUCGAGAGACAAGGAAACCCUCACGCAAGCUGUGGAUAAAACACUGAAGUGGCUGCAUGAUAAUCGGCAAGCAGACAAGGACGAUUUUGACAAGCGAAGGAAAGAACUGUGGGAUAUAGUGCAGCCCAUUACUGAAGUGUACAAACGAUCUGAAUCUGAGAGAAAUGAAGAAUCUAAGGAUGAGUUUUGAAAUCGUCAUAAUGAUGGCAAAUAAAAUCAAUUCCUCCUAAAAUUA